AUGACCAAUUCCUACAGAUCCAAUGACCUUAACUUUUGGUUGGACCUCAAUUCACCAUGUCUUCUCUCUUCUCCUUCUUCAUCUACUCCUCCCAUCAAUCCACCAUUCUAUUUUCCUUCCAAUUAUCAUUCCUACACAAGUGCCAUAUCUUCCACUCAGUUCCAAGCCUCUCCUUCUCAAACAAAAGCCCUCCACUUCCUUCAUCUAAGACAUGCAGUAGAAGAAGAAGGACAAGAAGAAGAAGAAGAAGAAGAAGAUCUUGAAUCUUCAUUCAGUGCCAUGGAAGUGGACAAGAAAAAGAAAGAGCUAAGUGCAUCAUCAUCAUCCAGGUGCUUGGAUGAAGAGGAUGCUGUGACUGUGGCUUUACACUUAGGGCUUUCAAGCACUAGUGCAUCUGCUGAUUUAGCCUCAAGCCUAUACUCAGCAGAGGUUUCUGACAAAGAAGAAAAAACCAUUGAUGCUUCGGGGCUUCUGUCAAAUAGAAUUAACCGAGGACAAUAUUGGAUCCCUACUUCUGCUCAGAUUCUGAUUGGCCCAACACAGUUCGCAUGCCCUCUUUGUUUCAAGACGUUCAACAGAUACAACAACAUGCAGAUGCAUAUGUGGGGGCAUGGAUCUCAAUACAGAAAGGGACCAGAGUCUCUAAGGGGAACACAGCCAACAGCUAUGCUAAGACUCCCUUGCUAUUGCUGUGCUCCCGGAUGCAAGAACAACAUCGACCAUCCGAGAGCAAAACCACUCAAAGACUUCAGAACCCUCCAAACACAUUACAAGAGAAAGCAUGGGACAAAGCCUUUCGUGUGCAGAAAAUGUUGCAAAACAUUUGCUGUGAGGGGUGAUUGGAGAACUCAUGAGAAGAACUGUGGAAAACGCUGGUAUUGUUCUUGUGGGUCUGAUUUUAAGCACAAAAGAUCUCUUAAAGAUCAUAUCAAGGCAUUUGGAUAUGGACACACGGCUUAUAAAAAUGACUGCAUGAACCUUGAUCAGGACGAUGAUCAACCAGGCUCUGAGUUUGAACAAGAAAAUUAA
Molecule: messenger RNA, 1029 nt
Organism: Sphenostylis stenocarpa
Lineage: Eukaryota; Viridiplantae; Streptophyta; Magnoliopsida; Fabales; Fabaceae
Source: the annotation of a GenBank genome assembly